This is a messenger RNA of Mollisia scopiformis, 2067 nucleotides long. RefSeq lists its product as uncharacterized. The transcript is spliced from 3 exons. Gene Ontology annotation, molecular function: nucleic acid binding; 3'-5'-RNA exonuclease activity. NCBI's taxonomy places the organism in Eukaryota, Fungi, Ascomycota, Leotiomycetes, Helotiales, Mollisiaceae. The record is from RefSeq and is a predicted model, not a curated record. The coding region runs from base 1 to 2067 and encodes 688 amino acids.
AUGUCGUCGUCUGCACAGAGCCAGCAAGGCAAUUUAGAUCGGUACGUGGUCAUCCAUGUGGCUACGACCUGUGAUGAGCACGGAGUCUAUGUCACCAAAGAUUCUGCAGAGGUGAUUGAGCUGGGUUGGAUCUUGCUGGAUGCAAAGACCUGCGACGAGCUGCACCGGGAGAGCGUACUCGUGAAGCCGAUCAAUACCCCUAUUACACCGCUGUGCACCAGCUUGACUACGCUCACCUGGGAGCAUGUUCGUAAUGCAGGUACCUUCCGGGACGCAAUCAACCGCUUCGAUGCAUUCGCCGCCGAACACCUCGUCUCUCAAAGCCUCGACUUCUCCUUCGUCACCCUCGAUUCGUGGGACCUUCGAGUUCAACUUCCCCGUGAAGCUCGCGAUAAAGCUGUUGUCCUCCCACCUUACCUACAGCACUCCCGAACCUUCGAUCUACGUACAGAAUACCAAAGAUGGCAGCAACACCAUCCCGAAUCUCUCCCCUUUGGCCCAUCGAUGCUGUCCAAUAUCUGUGCUGCGUUAGAAGUUGAGCCCGUACAAGCCAGCGCGCCCAUUAAGCACAACCUUCCGUUCCAUCUACAAGCUUUGGCUCCUGCGUCACCACGUAGAGCUAUGGAAGAAGCAGUGACUCUGGCUCGAGUACUCCGUGGACUGAUCCGCAAAUCUCAACCUCCUCACGAGCACCCUGAUGUCCUGACGAGACCCAUGGAUGCCCGGGCUGACGUGCGAGCAUUUUUGUCUGAACGUAGCAAAGUCCUUCAUAUGGCCGGUCUUCCUCACGAUACUACACAGUCCGAACUUGAGAGCUGGUUCACACAAUUUGGAGGUCGUCCCAUUGCUUUCUGGACUCUACGCACUCCUGAUCAGCACAAGCCUACAGGUUCCGGCUUUGCCGUAUUUUCGUCCCAUGAAGAGGUCAGCCCAUCAUCCCUUACUCAUCUCUACUUGUACUGCUGGGCUUGCAAAUGCCAUCAGAUAAUUGUGUCCGCACCCUACGAGUACAUUCUCCUACUUUAUGACAGACUUCUUCAAUUGCCCCAUCAUCCACUUGUUAAAUUCUUUUUAUCUCGAGGGCAUAGUCUAACACCUUACCAGGCCGCUGAGAGUCUUUGUAUGAAUGGCAGAGCCCUCAACGAGAAAGCCAUUGAAGUUUCCCCAUCUUCCAGUCGUGUUCUUGACAGAGCUGCAGAAAUUCUCACCCCAUUCCCACCCAGCAAGAACCGACCUCGCCCCGGAGACUGGACUUGCCCAUCAUGUGGUUUCUCGAAUUUCCAGCGACGUACUGCCUGUUUCCGUUGCUCGUUCCCGGCUAUGAGUGCUGGUCCAAGUGGUGAUGCGAUGGGCGCCUAUGGUGGCGGUUACGGUUAUGGUCCCCCAGCCAUGAUGCCUCCACCUCAACAUAUGGGUGGACACCACGGUGGAAUGGGAGGUCAUGGAGGAGGACGAAUGGGUGGCAGUGGUGGUGUUGUACCUUUCCGAGCUGGUGACUGGAAGUGCGGAUCUGAAGGCUGUGGAUAUCACAACUUUGCGAAGAACGUCAGCUGUCUCCGAUGUGGCGCUAGUCGUGCAGGUGCGGCGGUUGUGGCUGAUUCUGGUUACCCUUCUCCCAUGGAGACUCCUUCGAGCUACGGCAUGGGACCUGGAUCGAUGGCAGGAACACCUGGACCUGGCCCUUUUGCCUCUGCUGCUGGCUUUGGUUCUUCUGGCGGCUAUGGUGGUCAACAUUUCGGUGGUCCUCAGAGCACUUUCGCACUGCCAUCUGGUUUGGGAGGUUCAACUGGUCCGUACCCUGGAUCUCUGAACACUCACUUUAGCCCAGGUGCUGGUUCUCACUCCGCUGGUCCUUUUGACAGCCGGGCUGCUGAAGCUGCCUUUUCGUCUGCUACGAACGGACCUGCCUCAGCCGGACCUUCGAACAACUACAACUAUCCUGGUGAUAGCAGCGAUCCCUUUGCGUUCCUCUCUACCAACCUGGGUAACUUGUCGAUGAGCAGCGGCGACGCACGCCAGAACGGAGGAUCGGCUCAGCUUAGCGCACCGAGCAAGUCUCCUGCGUAG